UAUUACAUUUAUUGAGAGAUUUGUUAUGGAUCCUAUAGAGCAACCUGCCUUAAAAACGGUGCCAACCGCUUUGUUAAGGAAAAGAAGACAGCUUAACAAGGAGCGUGUGGCAAAAGCCAUCGAGAAAAAGAUUCAGGAGAAGAAACGUGUAGGGAAAGCUAAAGCACCAUUCAAACGUGCUGAGUACUUUGUUAAUGAGAGCUACAGAACUGGAAUGAACGAUAAACGGAUAACAAGACUGAAACAUCAGGUUGUGAAAGUUCCAGAAACAGUCAAAAUCUUGUUCAUCAUGAGAAUGGCAAACAUCGCCGGCCCGAUGCCCCAGAAAGUUAGAAAAAUCCUCCAGCACUUGAGGCUUACAGAGAUGAACAAUGCGGUUUUGGUUCAACAUUCAGAGAAUAUGAUUGAAAAGAUUAGAAUCAUUGAACCCUAUGUCACAUGGGGCUAUCCCAGUCUGCGUUCCAUUCAUGACCUGAUCUUCAAAUAUGGGUACGGAGAAGCAGACGGGGUGAAAUCAGCUCUCAGUUCAAAUGUGAUUAUCGAGAACAAGUUCUCAAAACAAGGUCUGCUGUGUUUGGAAGAUGUGGUGAAGCAGAUCUUCGAAGCAGGACCUCAUUUUGAAAUGCUGAUAGAGUUCAUGUACCCCUUCAAGUUGCAGCCCCCAAAGGGCGGCUUCAGAAGAGUGGCAGUUCAUUUUAGUAAAAAGGGUGCCUGGGGAAACCGUGCUGAGAAGAUCAACACUCUCAUCAGGAAAAUGUUGUAAAAUGGAACACGGUGUAAAAUUCUGGCUGCUUUCGUCUUUCAGCUUUUAAGUUAUUGAGAAUAUCAUUUAAAUGACCGAUGCAGUUUUUAAUUUUUAGUGAUACGCUUUAAUGGGUGUUGAAUGUUGAUUUUAAAGCAUAAUAUCGGCUUAUAACAGUAUUUAAUGGACUUAGUGUUCUUUUAAUUUAACUUACGUGAUA
Molecule: messenger RNA, 962 nt
Organism: Bolinopsis microptera
Lineage: Eukaryota; Metazoa; Ctenophora; Tentaculata; Lobata; Bolinopsidae
Exons: 6
Coding region: 26-763 (245 amino acids)
Biological process (GO): maturation of LSU-rRNA from tricistronic rRNA transcript (SSU-rRNA, 5.8S rRNA, LSU-rRNA)
Cellular component (GO): cytosolic large ribosomal subunit
Molecular function (GO): RNA binding; structural constituent of ribosome
Source: RefSeq, a predicted model, not a curated record